Tinamus guttatus (white-throated tinamou) is the source of this 1343-nucleotide messenger RNA. NCBI's taxonomy places the organism in Eukaryota, Metazoa, Chordata, Aves, Tinamiformes, Tinamidae. The record is from RefSeq and is a predicted model, not a curated record.
CGGCUGGUCUGCAACGCGCUGCUGCAGAAGGAUGAGCCGGUGCCUUUGGCUUUCUACGUGCACGAUGCCGAGAUCGUCACGUCGCUGGAGAAGACCCUGGUGGGGCAGGCGCUGGAGACGGAGAAGGUGCUGGACAUCGUGUACCAGCCGCAGGCCGUGUUCAGGGUGCGCGCGGUGACGCGCUGCACCAGCUCGCUGGAGGGACACACCGAGGCCGUCAUCUCCGUGGCCUUCAGCCCUACGGGAAAGUACCUGGCGAGCGGCUCCGGUGACACCACCGUGCGCUUCUGGGACCUCUGCACCGAGACGCCGCAGUUCACGGCCAAAGGUGGGUGCUGGGGCCCCCCUGGGCACACGUGGCGCACGGCCUGACGCGACCCUCUCGCCUGCUCUCUCGGUCAGAUCUUUCUCUGGGAUCCAGCCACAGGGAAUCAGCUCGGCCGGGUGCUCGCUGGCCACUCCAAGUGGAUCACGUGGCUGUGCUGGGAGCCGCUCCACAUAAACCCCGAGUGCCGCUACCUGGCGAGCGCCUCCAAGGACGGCAGCAUCCGCAUCUGGGACACGCUGAUGGGCAGGUGUGACAAAAUCCUCACGGGCCACACGCAGUCGGUGACGUGCGUGAAGUGGGGGGGAGACGGCCUGCUCUACUCCUCCUCCCAGGACAGGACCAUCAAAGUGUGGCGGAGCCAGGACGGCGUCCUGUGCCGCACGCUGCAGGGCCACGCGCACUGGGUGAACACCAUGGCGCUCAGCACCGACUAUGUGCUCCGCACCGGCGCCUUCGAGCCCGCCGAAGCCUCCAUCAACCCCCAGGACGUGAGCGGCUCCUUGGCAGAACUGAAGGACAAGGCGCAGCAGAGGUAUGACCAAGUCAGGGGCCAGGGGCCAGAAAGGCUCGUCUCGGGCUCCGAUGACUUCACGCUGUUUCUUUGGAAGCCGGCGGAAGACAAGAAGCCGCUGGAGAGAAUGACCGGCCACCAGGCAUUGAUCAACCAAGUCCUCUUCUCCCCCGACACCCGGAUAAUUGCCAGUGCUUCCUUUGACAAGUCCAUAAAGCUCUGGGAUGGUAGGACAGGAAAGUACGUCACGUCGCUGCGAGGACACGUCUCGGCCGUGUACCAGAUCGCCUGGUCCGCCGACAGCCGCUUGCUGGUGAGCGGGAGCAGUGACAGCACGCUGAAGGUCUGGGACACCAAGACGGGGAAACUGGCCGUCGACCUGCCCGGCCACGCGGACGAGGUGUUUGCCACAGACUGGAGCCCGGACGGACAGCGGGUGGCGAGCGGAGGGAAAGAUAAGUGUUUGAGGAUAUGGCGGAGGUAGGAGCAGAGACCAGGAGCCGG